CGGAAGGCAACAGCCCUCUUCUCCCUCCACCUGCGCUCAGAAGACACCGGCAUGCGAACCUCGACACGGAAGGACCCCGACGAUCGAGCAUGCGCUUACAAGCCAUAGCGACUGCUCGACGCAAAACGGAAGCCAAUUCCCAUCGACGGCGAGCCACACCGUCGGACGAAGACUCCUCGUCCGAAUCAUCCGACUCGAGCGACACAGACUAUACUAUAGAGCCGUCACCAAGUCCGACCAGGCCUAGAAGUCGCAGUUUAGGUAGUCGUGGUCAGCUCAUGUCCGCGCGCCGUCGUUUACGAUCUGAGGCGGUGAACGGUUUCUUGCAGCACUUGCGACCGGCGGCUACGCUUGCCAAAGGCCACAGUACCACGAAACCUGCAAGUCCUAUUGCCAUUACCCCGCCACGCUCGCGCACCCCAUCCAGUCAGGAGUCAGCGGAGGAGGAUGUAUCCGCCACCUUCACGGAAUGGCCACUCGCAAACGCCUCACUUAAGCGUGUGCUGGUGGGCGGUGUUCCCCAAUUCCAGCUACAAUUUCAAUGGGAUCCCAAUUGGGGCCAGCGGCCACACGCGCAUGCUCAGGCCAUCUCGGCCAGGAGACGGCGUGGAACGACAUCCCCAAGAAGUCUGGAAGGUCAAGAUCGGGCGAAGAGGAGGCAGACGCGCGGGUCGAGCUCGGGAAUGCCCUUCUCAGAGGAAGAAGACAGCUACCUUAUCCAACUGAAGGAAGAUGGACAGCUGCCCUGGCGUGGGAUCUAUGAACAGUUUGCGGCGCGGUACCCGGGACGGAGCAUCGCAUCGCUUCAGGUGCAUUAUUGUACGAAGCUCAAAAAGAGACCGUGAACUUGUAGCGUCGUCAUAAUUGAGCAUCGGUCGUGCCGACAAGAUAGAACACAUUUGUCGGUUUGGUGCAACACAAUUCCAGGCCGAGCCACAGGACGUUGCACGAGACAUGGCGCCCCCUCAUUUCUUCGACCCCAUGACUCGUGAUGUAUUGAUAAGUGGUGUAGCGCAGUGCCCAACACCCACCAGGCUGUGUUGGGGACCGAGAGAUUUC
Messenger RNA from Sodiomyces alkalinus F11, 1059 nucleotides. RefSeq lists its product as hypothetical. The transcript has a single exon. The coding region runs from base 90 to 845 and encodes 251 amino acids. The record is from RefSeq and is a predicted model, not a curated record. NCBI's taxonomy places the organism in Eukaryota, Fungi, Ascomycota, Sordariomycetes, Glomerellales, Plectosphaerellaceae.